This is a messenger RNA of Python bivittatus (Burmese python), 3425 nucleotides long. RefSeq names its product WD repeat domain 12 (gene WDR12). Gene Ontology annotation, biological process: maturation of 5.8S rRNA from tricistronic rRNA transcript (SSU-rRNA, 5.8S rRNA, LSU-rRNA); ribosome biogenesis; maturation of LSU-rRNA from tricistronic rRNA transcript (SSU-rRNA, 5.8S rRNA, LSU-rRNA). The record is from RefSeq and is a predicted model, not a curated record. Gene Ontology annotation, cellular component: preribosome, large subunit precursor; PeBoW complex. Gene Ontology annotation, molecular function: protein binding. Lineage: Eukaryota; Metazoa; Chordata; Lepidosauria; Squamata; Pythonidae.
AAUUCCCAUAUUCCCUGAAACGGCUUUCUUACGCUUAAUUCUGAAAUGAUAAUCAGCUAACAAAAUAAUGAAAGGGGGGGGCGCACCCCGAACAGUAGCUGGGAAACCCGUGCUGCGCCAGAAAAUUAAGCCAGCCUUAUCGAGCCUGCUGCCCUUCCGAUGGGCUGGAGUUCAGCUCUCCUAAUUCCACCCUCUGGCUGGAACUGUGCUGCACGGGCUUCAGCAGAGCCCCUCCGAACACCGUUGCAGAAGGUCGGAGCGUCAUUCGGGGUUUCGCAAAAAAUAAACGCUGCAGAAGCCCGGGCUUGCAAGAGGGGGCGCCACUUCUGCCGUGGGUUACCGAAGAGGGGGGGAAACCAGGCUCGUGCAGCACCGGCGGAGAAAACGCCUCCCGGCUCAGGCCCCUCAUCCCUCCUCGUGGGAAGAAGUCCGCGGCUGGGUUGUGACCUUUAAGAGCAGUCCUUACUAAUCGCUCCCUGAGCUAUCCAUGAGCCCCGCAGGGCUGGGAGCGGGGGACUCUCAGCCACGUGGGAGCUUCGGGUUCGGCGAGGUCGGGCGUCUCGGCGGGCGGCAGGGCUGGCCGGCCGGAGUCCCUGCUAUGGCGCGACUUCAAGCUCGCUUCUUCACCAACGACACGAAAUACACAGUAGAUGAUGUUCCUUUUUCUAUCCCAGCUACUUCUGAAGUUGCUGACCUCAGUAAUGUUAUCAACAAAUUGUUGGAAGCUAAAAAUGCGGGCCACAAAUAUGUGGAAUUUGACUUCCUUGUCAAGGGACAGUUUUUGCGAAUGUCUCUGGUCAAACACAUGGAAAUGGAAAAUAUUUCAACAGAAGAUGUAGUAGAAAUUGAGUAUGUAGAGAAGUAUACAGCACCCCAGCCUGAAGAAUGCAUGCUACAUGAUGACUGGAUCAGUUCUAUUGAAGCUACAGAGGAAUGGAUCUUGACUGGCUCCUAUGAUCAGACUUCCCGGAUUUGGUCAGUAGAAGGCAAACCUAUUAUGACGCUCGCUGGGCACAUCGAUGUGGUGAAAGAUAUAGCUUGGGUUAAAAAAGACGGUUUGUCAUGCUUGCUGCUCAGUGCGUCUAUGGACCAGACUAUCAUCCUCUGGGAGUGGAACGUGGAAAAGAACAAAGUGAAGGCCCUUCACUGCUGCAGGGGACACGCAGGAAGUGUAGAAUCUGUAGCUGUGGAUAGUUCAAGGACCAAAUUUUGCAGUGGCUCCUGGGAUAAAAUGCUGAAAAUAUGGUCUGCAGUGCCUGCUGAUGAAGAGGAUGAAGUGGAGGUGGAGGAAGUAGUAAACAGACCAAGGAAGAAGCAAAAAACAGAGCAGCUGGGACUAACAAGAACUCCUAUUGCAACCCUCUCUGGUCAUACAGAAUCAGUCUCUUCUGUACUUUGGUCAGAUACAGAUGAAAUCUGCAGUGCUUCGUGGGACCACACAAUUAAGAUUUGGGAUGUUGAAACUGGAAGCCUUAAAUCCAGUUUGACUGGAAACAAAGUGUUUAACUCAAUAGCCUACUCACCACUGUGUCGGCGCAUAGCCUCUGGAAGCACUGACAGACACAUUCGGUUAUGGGAUCCUCGGAACAAAGAUGGCUCUUUGGUGUUACUUUCUCUUACCUCACAUACUGGCUGGGUGACUUCAGUGAAAUGGUCCCCUACUCAUGAGCAGCAACUUAUCUCGGGUUCUUUAGAUAACAUUGUCAAACUCUGGGAUACAAGGAGUUGCAAAGCUCCUCUUUAUGACUUGGCGGCUCAUGAAGACAAAGUUUUCUGUGUGGAGUGGACAGAAGCCGGGUUGCUGCUGAGUGGUGGAGCAGACAACAAGCUAUAUUGCUACAAAUACCAGGCAACCACUUCAGAUGUUGGAGCAUGAACGCUUUCUUUUUCUCCAGUAUUCUGACCGAGGAAGCAGCAGAGAACAUAUUUGGCCACAACAUUUCAACAGUCAUAGAAUCACUUCCAGCAACCAGAGAACAUCCAUUUCUGGACCCCAUCCUACUGCAUACAGCUCGUUAAGUAAACUUUAAGGUUCCUGGCGUGAAAUGGAAGGCAUACUCUGUUUCUAAAAACUGUUCCUUCACAUUCAAAGAAAUCUUGGAUGCAUUCCCAGUUUCUGGAAAAUUCAACUGCAGCUGCUUCAGGUUCAGACAACACAAUGAACCACAAAGCUUGAUUAAAAUGCAGUGUGGAAUUGGGGUGGGUGGUGCGAGUAAAAUGGUGGUACUUGCAUGUUAAUGAACUUAGCUCAACACAUCUUGUAAUGCAAAAGCCUCCCUUGAAGAAGCCAGGGCAGAAUCAGUUAUCAGUUAUCAAGUAUUUUAACAAAUAUGAGCACAACAGUCAUCUUGAGUUUUAGUAGAUCAGUUGAUCAAGUAAUGUUUUGCAAUUUAAUAAAGCCAUUCCUGCCUUGGAGGAUUUACGUAAGAGUGGUAUUAUACAAACAGUACAAGCUUUUUUAUUCUGGAAAAGGUAGCAAACAUUUUUUUGGUAAAAUUGUCUUGGCAUACUUUGAUUACAUUUCUCCCAGUAUGAUCAAAGUUCUCUCUUCCUCAUUUGUUUGUUCAUGUGCGCACAUUUGUAUUUACAGGACAUAAAUGUCCUUUUUCCCCCCCCCCCCAACCAAUAUACUUCAAUUCUGAGAUGUUGUUUUUUCUAGGGUCAGAAAAACUUUUUGGGUUGUUCCACGUUUGGAAUUUUGAGUGAAUCCAAUUGUCCUCACAAAAUGACUGCCAUAGAUAAGUCAAAUAAUCCACACACAUGUACACAUAGGUGUACAUGGAAAACCAACAGUUGAGAUUGUUGCUUUUAGUCUCUAGGUCCUAGGAGGAUUUCUACCAACCCAGGUCUCAUUUUUCUGGGCAAGUCAACACAUAUCCAAUCCAAAGCAUUGGGCUGCAGCCACUAACCAUUUUUAUUUUUUAAGAAUGGAUAUAGGAAUUAUAUGGCCUGAAGACAUUCUCACAAAGAUAAUGCAAGGCAGGUACCUCAAAGAGGAUUUUUCAAUUUCCUUUUCUCUUUAAAGGGAUUUUUUUUAAGAUGAGGUAGAGAGUUUGAUGGGCACAACAGUGUUAAUUUGUGGCCUCUGGAAUGAAACUGGGGGAAAUACUCUUGUAUGCAUGAACGCUUAACCUCGACUUCAUAAUGUGAGUGGUAUAGGGUUUUCUCUUGAAAUUCUGGCUAUUUGAUUUGCUUCCCACCUAUGGUGCCACCACCUCAGAACAAGUAUUUACCAGUAAACAUUGUUAUCCUCUCACUACAGUAUCUAUCAUGUUGUAAGCAAAAUCCACUUAAAAUAUAAACCACCUAUGCAGUUUUCGUCUUUCUGCUGCUGUGUAAUCAAUACCGUGUUGGAAAUCUAUAGCUUAUUAUACCUAGCUUAUGCUUUCUAACAAACACUUCUAACAAGCGAAAUUAGAUUUCUG